Symbiodinium sp. CCMP2592 is the source of this 441-nucleotide messenger RNA. The record is from the annotation of a GenBank genome assembly. Lineage: Eukaryota; Dinophyceae; Suessiales; Symbiodiniaceae.
AUGGCUUCGGGGCCAUCUUGCCAGUGCCAGCCUCCUCCAACAAACGAGGAGCCGCUGGUGCUCCUGACCAGAGCAACCAGCGGAGCGACAAGCCCGUCCUGGCACCAGGUGGGCCAGGAAGUGCCCUUGGAGCAAAGCUUUGAGGAGUUCCUAAAGAAGGAGUUGCAGCUGCUUCAAGCUCGCGUAGUGCUGAGAUACAGUCAGCAAACCCAGAGAGUGGAGGCUUCCCCGGCUGCCGCGCGGCACCAGCAAGAAGCCGCCAACCUCCCUGAUCCCAUGGAUGAGGAAAUCGCAGAGCUCAAUGAGAAGGUACCCGAGGCUGCCGCAAACAUGGUGGCCUCAGAAGCGACGACCGAGGAGGUCGUGGAGAGAUGGGCCAGCCUGACGAGGGCUCUCUGUGACGACGUGGAUGCGGAUGAGAAGGAAGUCGUGGCCCCUUAG